AUGGUGCAGAAAUCCCGCAACGGAGGCGUCUACCCGGGGCCCGCCGCCGAGAAGAAGCUCAAGGUGGGCUUCGUGGGGCUGGACCCGGGCGCCCCGGACUCCAGCCGGGACGGAGCGCUCCUCAUCGCCGGCUCCGAGAGCUCCAAGCGGGGCAGCAUCCUCAGCAAGCCCCGCUCCGGGGUUUCGGGCAGCGGGAAGCCCCCCAAAAGGAAUGCUUUUUACCGCAAGCUGCAGAAUUUCCUCUACAAUGUGCUGGAGAGACCGCGGGGAUGGGCUUUCAUUUACCACGCAUACGUUUUUCUACUAGUGUUCUCCUGCCUGGUGCUGUCUGUCUUUUCGACCAUUGAUGAGUACCAGAACAGCUCAGAAGGGGCCCUUUACAUCCUGGAAAUCGUCACCAUCGUGGUGUUCGGGGUGGAGUACUUUGUGCGGAUCUGGGCCGCCGGCUGCUGCUGCCGCUACCGGGGCUGGAGGGGACGGCUCAAGUUUGCCCGCAAGCCUUUCUGUGUCAUCGACAUCAUGGUGCUGAUCGCAUCCAUCGCCGUGCUGGCAGCUGGGUCCCAAGGGAACGUGUUUGCCACCUCGGCGCUCAGGAGUCUGAGGUUCCUGCAGAUCCUGCGCAUGAUCCGCAUGGACCGGCGCGGCGGCACCUGGAAGCUCCUGGGCUCGGUGGUCUACGCACACAGCAAGGAGCUGAUUACUGCCUGGUAUAUUGGCUUCCUGUGCCUCAUCCUGGCCUCUUUCCUGGUGUACUUGGCCGAGAAGGGAGAAAAUGAGCACUUUGAUACAUACGCAGAUGCACUCUGGUGGGGUCUGAUCACUCUCACCACCAUUGGCUAUGGGGACAAGUACCCACAGACCUGGAACGGGCGGCUGCUGGCGGCGACCUUCACGCUCAUCGGCGUCUCCUUCUUCGCCCUCCCUGCUGGCAUCUUGGGUUCAGGGUUUGCUCUGAAGGUGCAAGAGCAGCAUCGACAAAAACACUUUGAGAAGAGGCGAAACCCAGCAGCGGGCCUGAUCCAGGCUGCCUGGAGAUUUUAUGCCACCAACCUGUCCCGGACAGACCUGCACUCCACCUGGCAGUACUACGAGCGCACCGUCACCGUCCCCAUGUACAGCACGCAAACGCAAACCUAUGGUGCCUCCAGACUCAUCCCUCCUCUGAACCAGCUGGAGCUCCUGAGGAACCUGAAGAGCAAGUCAGGACUGACAUUCAGGAAAGAGCAGCAGCCUGAACCAUCGCCAAGUCAGAAGGUCAGUUUGAAAGAUCGUGUCUUCUCCAGUCCCCGCGGUGCUGGCACCAAAGGGAAAGGCUCUCCACAGGCUCAGGGCAUCAGGAGGUCCCCCAGUGCUGACCAGAGCAUCGAGGACAGCCCGAGCAAAGUGCCCAAGAGCUGGAGCUUCGGAGACCGCAGCCGAGCCCGGCAAGCGUUCCGCAUCAAGGGAGCGGCGUCGCGGCAGAACUCGGAAGAAGCAAGCCUCCCUGGAGAAGACAUUCCUGAUGAGAACAAAAGCUGCAACUGCGAGUUUGUGACAGAAGAUUUGACACCAGGGCUGAAAGUCAGCAUCAGGGCAGUGUGCAUUAUGAGGUUUCUCGUCUCCAAGCGCAAGUUUAAGGAGAGCCUUCGGCCCUACGACGUGAUGGAUGUCAUCGAGCAGUACUCAGCUGGCCACCUGGACAUGCUCUCCCGGAUUAAAAACCUCCAGGCCAGAGUUGACCAGAUCGUUGGGAGAGGAUCCUCCAUGACUGACAAGGACCGGACCAAAGGGCCGGCCGAAGGGGAGCUGCCUGAAGAUCCCAGCAUGAUGGGCAGGCUUGGAAAAGUUGAAAAACAGGUUCAGUCCAUGGAGAAGAAGCUGGACUUCCUGGUGAACAUUUACAUGCAGCGCAUGGGCAUCCCCCCAACGGAGACAGAGGCUUACUUUGGGUCCAAGGAACCAGACCCAGCCCCUCCCUACCACAGCCCCGAAGACAGCAGGGAGCACAUCGACAAGAACGGCUGCAUCAUCAAGAUCAUCAGGUCCACCAGCUCCAUGGGCCAGAAGAACUUCUCGGCCCCGCCGGCGCCGAGCAACGCGUGCCCGCCCUCCACGUCGUGCCAGCGGCAGAGCCACGGCUCGUCUCCCGUGGGGGAGCCCGGCUCGCUGGUGCGCAUCCCGCCGCCGCCCUCCCACGAGCGCUCGCUGUCCGCCUACGGCGGCCACCGCGCCAGCGCCGAGUUCCUGCGCGGCGAGGACGCGGCGGCCAAGCACCACGAGAGCGCCCUGAGAGACAGCGACACCUCCAUCUCCAUCCCCUCGGUGGACCACGAGGAGCUGGAGCGCUCUUUCAGCGGCUUUAGCAUCUCCCAGUCCAAAGAGAAUUUGGACAUCCUUAACAACGGUUGCUAUGCAGCCGUGGCCAAAAUCAGACCCUACAUUGCGGAAGGGGAGUCGGACACCGACUCUGACCUCUGCACGCCCUGCGGGCCCCCCCCGAGGUCGGCCACGGGCGAGGGACCCUUCAGUGACAUGGGCUGGUCGACCCCCCGGCAGUGAAGCCUCCCUGCAGCCCCAGCUGUCCACCUGUGGAACUUCUCAAGGAGAUUGACAGCUAAGGCUUUCCUCUUUCUAGGACACCCUUAGCUGGCAGAUAACUUUCCUGCAGCUUACUCUGGGGGGAACGAGCAGGUCCGAGCCUGCACUUGCGGAAGAGGUGACGGUGAUGAGCGAACUGGAGCCGUGAAGUCCAGAUUUCUUUCAUACUCUCUUUCUAAGAUCAUUAGGUGAAACUUCCAUGGCGCAGAGUAGGCAAUUUGCAUUUCUUGGGAAUCUUCAGAAGCACGGGGCAGGAAUAAAUCAGCCAGCCAGGGCUUUUGUAGAUCACAUUAACUGGUGGCUGACAGGUGGGAAUUGCUGUGUCAUGGCAGGAGUUGAUGACACCUUUCGGUGUUUUGGAGUCACAGACAGAAUACUUGUCUGUUUCUAGCUUAGGUUUCAGUGCAUUUGUAAUAGUGAGGGGUUGUUACUCUGUGGUCCCUCAUUAGCUGUCAGGAAGGUUUCAUAAUUCCAAUAUAAUACAUGGAAAUGCUGUGUAGGUCCCUGGAGGAGAGGGAUGGGGGCUGGGAUAUUUGCAGGAGCAGAAGACGUGGCCUUAAGUGGGAUUUGCUGGGGUACUGCUCUGAACCAGUUUGGAAAUGAUCCCAUCUUAGGAAAAACUCAGAAAUACGAGCCUGAGGGCAAGAAGAGAGACAAUCCAGAGGGCAAAGAAAUGAAACAG
This is a messenger RNA of Oenanthe melanoleuca, 3259 nucleotides long. It is a transcript of the gene KCNQ2, whose product is annotated as potassium voltage-gated channel subfamily Q member 2. Lineage: Eukaryota; Metazoa; Chordata; Aves; Passeriformes; Muscicapidae. Bases 1 to 2538 code for a protein of 845 amino acids. Gene Ontology annotation, cellular component: membrane. Gene Ontology annotation, molecular function: voltage-gated potassium channel activity. The record is from RefSeq and is a predicted model, not a curated record. Gene Ontology annotation, biological process: transmembrane transport; potassium ion transport. The transcript is spliced from 16 exons.